CGUGGGAUUUGAGUUUCCUUAAUCCAACAAAAUUCACUUUUUCACUAAAAUGAGCAUCAUCACCUUCGUAUUCUCCUAGAAUACAUCGAAAAUAAUUAUCCCCAAUACACUUACCAUAACACCCCUUCAUUUCAAGGGAUUUACAAAUUAAACCGAAGUCUUUUGAGGUUCAGGAUAAAUUAUGUAGAAAAUAUAUCAGUUAAUAUUAAUAUCCUUAAAAAGAGGACAAAUUAAAAGAGAAAAAUAAAAUUAAGAGCUCAGGUUGAGAAGGCCAGCAGAUAUGCUGUUGUAUCGAAAGGUUUAAUUUUGAUUUUCCAAGCAUGCCCAAAAAAUUGCUAUUUCCUUAUAAUUUCCACAGCCCUUAUAGAUUAGAUGCAUGUUUUCUACAAUGACUCAUCUCUUCACCCUUUUAUGUAGGCUAGUUGAAAAAUAUGUUCACCACAAUUUCUGUAAUUUUGCGCCGCCCUUUACCAUCUUAAUCCUCAAACAUUUUUCUCCAGCUUUAAUUUUCACAUGAACGUACCAUGAUCUGGGUUUAAUUUUUCUUUGUUAUAAAUAAUUGGCAAAUGCAUUUAUGGGCCUGCUCAAUUCUCUGUUGGGACAAGAAUCCAGAAGAUUCAUCAAAAGAAAAGACAGUGAUGCAGGGGAAGCAGGUCGUGCAUUGGAAGAAAUCAGAAGCACUCUUUAUAAUGAUCUUCGGACAUCGGAAGGAGCUAAACGCCAACAACAGCGGCAUUGUGGACCAGUUGUGGCCAUGUCAUUCAAUUUUAUGGUUUCUGUUGGUGAUGGGGAGAGUUGGAUUCAAUUACCCGAUAUUUCUCACGCUAAUCCACUACACUACCGCUUGGCUUUUGAUGGCCUUUUUCAAGGCUCUCUCUUUGCUUCCUGUCUCCCCUCCUUCUAAAUCCACACCAUUCUCAUCAUUGUUUGCUUUGGGAGCUGUCAUGGCUUUUGCCUCUGGACUUGCAAAUACUAGCCUUAAGCACAACAGUGUUGGUUUCUAUCAAAUGGCUAAAAUUGCGGUCACGCCAACGAUUGUUACAGCAGAAUUUAUUCUUUUUAAGAAGACAAUAUCAUUCAGCAAGGUUGUUUCUCUAGUCGUUGUCUCUUUCGGUGUGGCUGUUGCUACAGUCACUGACCUGGAAUUCAACAUGUUUGGUGCUUUUAUUGCGGUUGCUUGGAUAAUCCCGAGUGCCAUUAACAAAAUACUCUGGUCUAAUCUCCAACAACAAGGCAAUUGGACUGCUCUCGCGUUGAUGUGGAAAACGACCCCAGUUACUAUAUUCUUCCUGGUAGCUCUUAUGCCAUGGUUGGACCCUCCAGGAGUGUUGUUGUUCAAGUGGAACAUGACAAAUACAACUGCUGUCCUAAUAUCAGCCUUGCUUGGCUUUCUCUUGCAAUGGUCUGGGGCCUUGGCACUCGGUGCUACAUCUGCAACAUCUCAUGUUGUUCUUGGGCAAUUCAAGACAUGCAUCAUCCUACUUGGAGGUUAUAUACUUUUCGGUUCUGACCCGGGUCCUGUAAGCAUUGUUGGUGCUAUUUUAGCACUUUGUGGGAUGUCGGUUUACACGUCUCUUAAUCUCAAGGGCUCAGUUGAUAUGACAACUAAUCUCCUUCCAAGCCAGAAUUUACCUUCAGCCAAACCCAAGAGCAUUGAAUACGAAGAGAAGCCAGUCGUUGAGGAUAAUACGGUGACUGUUUGAGUCUUACAUUGUCGGGCUUUCUGGUUUGAGCUUCAGUGCUUCAUAACUGUUCUGGCUCGCGUUUUGUAUAGAUGAACCGUUUAAUGGUAUAUGAGACGGUGAUUCAGAUUCACACGGAACUCGGGUCUUUGUCUUUGUACAGAUUUCGAUAGUAAACGUCAAGACAAAUUUGGAUUUAAGAAAUAACAGAACAUUCAUGUGAAUUCUUUUAACAAAAGAUAUCAGGGUAACAUCUACUACAAUAUGCCUAUUUUACUGAAUAAGUGAAUAAUGUUCUAAAAGUCAUUGCUAUGAAAUUACCAUAGAAAUCAGGAGGCAGAAUUAUGGGUUUGAGCAGUUGAAUUAUCAAAAAUGCUUCGUCUUUUCUUGUUGUGCGCCGUCUUUUCCUGGCGCUUGAAGUACUUUUGAGCGUGACUCGCUACCUGAGCAGGACUUCUACUCUGGACUACGUGUCUCGAAAUGCUUUUCCAGUCUCCUUUCCCGUAUUGUUCAAGCCCACUUAGAAAUAAUCUGUGUUCAUCUUCCGUCCACGGCUUGGCCGCCUUUCGAGGCGCCCCUUUCUCAGAAUUAGGGUUUUUCAGGGGCUCCGACGGCCGAACCGCGUCCUCGGUCGGCGAGUAUUCCGGAAGCUCGAUCAACCCCGCCUCGAUUGCCGCCAAGUCAUCCAACAGAAUAUCAUAGUGCCGCUCAACCUCAGCCGCCGAUUUCGUCCCGAGCCUCGCCGAUAUCUUCUCCCAACGAUGGGCGCAAUCUCCGGGAAACUCCACGAGUGCUCCUUCAAAUCGCUUGUCUUCUUCCCAGGUCCAGCCUGAAUUAUCCCCCUCAAAAUCACAAUCGGUCGAUUUAACCAUCCGAUUUUGCUUUUCCUUUUUUAGUUUUUGGAUUGCAGCGCCUUCAGUUUGACCGGUAUUACUAGGAUGACGGAAUCGACGGUCCAGCUCCGGUUCACGAAUCUGUACAUGACGAUCGCAGGACCUUUUGCGUUUCCUUUUUAAUGCAGUGAAUGAAUAAUGAGUAAUCUGGUGGACUGAAUUUUCUGCCGAAUUUGUAUGACCAAUAUAAUGAUGCUAGACAGAAUAUUACGAUGAUAGUAAUUACUGAUGAUCUUUUUCGAUUGGGGAUAUUAGCGGGUUGGAUUUGAGUUUAAUUUGGUUGGGC
Striga asiatica is the source of this 2861-nucleotide messenger RNA. NCBI's taxonomy places the organism in Eukaryota, Viridiplantae, Streptophyta, Magnoliopsida, Lamiales, Orobanchaceae. The record is from the annotation of a GenBank genome assembly.